Messenger RNA from Neospora caninum, 2487 nucleotides. Its product is annotated as putative NcMCP4. The record is from RefSeq and is a predicted model, not a curated record. The transcript is spliced from 6 exons. NCBI's taxonomy places the organism in Eukaryota, Apicomplexa, Conoidasida, Eucoccidiorida, Sarcocystidae. Bases 1 to 2487 code for a protein of 828 amino acids.
AUGGUGCCCCUUCUGUGGAAGAGAGGGUUGGUGUUGGGCGCGUCUUUUGUGUUGUUAGUCUUUUUUUGUGGAGCUGCUGGUGUGAAUGGGCAGAUGCAGCAGCGUAGACUAGCCAGACCUUCCAGGGGCAAUUCUAUAAACCGUGACAACGAUCGCGCGGUUGCGGGUGCGACGCAUGAUCAACAUGGUGCCGAUAUGGGAAUGAUGGCACCACACUCGCCGAUUCUCCAUAUAAAGACCGUAAAGUCAACAACCACACGAGCCCCUAAAAGUGAGCGUCCCCACAAAAAACGUGUGACCACCCCAACCGGAGCAGUACCACAGCCUCCCGCUCCACAUGAAAUGCCUGUGAAGCUGACGACCACUUCUCAGCCUGAAGCUCCAAAUACAGGGGCGGCGACAAAGGACAUCACAGCAGCGUCGCAGCGUGCUGGCCGUUAUGGGCAGUUGUCUACGAAGAGGACGUCAGUUGCGCAACAACCUGCAGCAGCACGACAUGGAAAAACGGUCACGACGUUGAUACCAGUCGACAGUCAGCCUGCACCUCCGCACGGAAAGUCUGCGACAAAGGCAACCCCAGUCGACCCAAAAAAGCCUGGAGUUGCAGAUGGUAAGCCAGCGAAGAAGGCUACCGCAGGUGCGCCAAAGCCUGAAGGUCGAGACGGCAAGGCAGUGAAGAAGGCUACCGCAGGUGCGCCAAAGCCUGAAGUUGCAUAUGGCAAGGCAGUGAAGAAGGCUACCGCAGGUGCGCCAAAGCCUGAAGUUGCAUAUGGCAAGGCAGUGAAGAAGACAACCGCAGGUCUGCCAAAGCGUGCAGUUCCAGAGGACAAGGCAGUGAAGAAGGCGACCGUAGGUGUGCCAAAGCCUGAGGUUCCGGAUGGCAAGGCAGUGGAGAAGGUGACCGUAGGUGCGCCACACCUUGCAGUUCCAGAUGGCAAGGCAGUGCAGAAGGCGACCGUAGGUGUGCCAGAGCCUGAAGCUCCGAUGGGAGUGGCAGUGACGAAGGAGGCUUCCGCCGUGCCACACGCUCCGUCUUUGCGGGUGCAGGGAGUGGAAAAGACAACGAGAGUAGCAGCGCCCGCUCCAGCGCCAGCCUGGUCUGUUCUGACAACAACCUCCACAGUUGCAACAGCUGCCACAACCUCCUUGGGGGUGCCACGAGCAGUCUCAAGGCUCCAGCAAGAUCUGAACGCUUUCUGCACAGCGCAGUUUCAAACGCUGUGUUCGGAUACAGCCGGUGGGAGCAGCUACUGCAGGGUCCACAGCGCUGUUGCACGGUUCGGUCCAGGAACCCGCGACUCCGUCUUACACUGGCGGUGCUACGAAGCGUCCAUCACGAACACGACCGUCAAGCACGUCCAGUGCAUGGAUGACUGUGGAAACCAUAUGCAGUGCAUUGGUACCGUUUCAGCGCAGACAGUUGCCACACUGCCUCAGGCUGCCCUCUCUGCUUUCAUUAGCAAGCGACGAUGGAUAUAUUGCACUUCCUUUCAGCGAUCAGCAGAUGCAUUGUGCAAUUUCAAGCAGACAGGAACCAUAGCGCGGUAUGACCCCGUCAGGAGUCGGUGGAUGUGCUUCAACGCGGUCGACAUAUCUCUUGAAGGCCAGUCUUACUGUGCAAACAACUGCGGAGGCUUCACACCAUGUGCGGGGGGUCUAUCGCCCGGGGAAAUCCCAACUCAAACAGUACACAUCAUCCCCCAGCCAGACAUCGAUGCGGCCUUCGCGGCUCUUCAUCCGUGCCAACAUGCCGAUGAAACUUGCAUUCCCUCGACGGUGAACCCCCCCAUGUGUGUGAAGGCGCACAGAAUAGUAGCCAUUCAGCAACUGAGCAAACAGCAACAAGCGAUGGAUAAUUACUGCCAGACGCAAAUGGAUCAGCUGUGCCGAAAAGGGCAAUGGACAAUAUACUGCUACCAGCUUUGGUUGUCGCGGAUGGUCGGCAGUCAGAAGGCAAACGGACAUCCAGAGUGGCGGUGCUAUCCGUUCGCAUUUCUUAAUUUCUCGUAUCUCUCCACCUGCACCGACGGAUGCAGCAACAGCGUCCCUUGCCAUGGAGCGCCACUAACGACAUCUGUGUUAACCGCUGCGUUCCCUAAGUUGGCGAUAAUCGCCGAGAACCCUGCGUUCUGUUCACCGUAUCAAAAAAAUGCAAACGACUACUGCGCUAAGAGAAACGGCGAAGGAUGGGUGGCCAGGCAAGACUGGACCACAGACGAUUGGGCAUGCUUCCAAAAGACAAAGCUUCCCACGUAUCGGUGGACCGGAUGCGUGAAUCAAAUUCAGUCAACUGCUGCGGAAGCUUUUGUCCAGGCCGAUAGUGUCCUGGAGCGGGUAAUCGCGUCAGUGCCGCCCCCGUGUCUGAUAGGGGAAUUGUGUACAGCGACAGCGAUGAACCCUCCGUAUUGCUCCGAAACCAGGCCGAACCCGCAACCGGCUCCUGUCCUGGACCACACAAUUCGCAGCGUCUUAGGCUACAGUAAAUGA